Messenger RNA from Durio zibethinus, 1150 nucleotides. RefSeq names its product 2-methylene-furan-3-one reductase-like. The record is from RefSeq and is a predicted model, not a curated record. Lineage: Eukaryota; Viridiplantae; Streptophyta; Magnoliopsida; Malvales; Malvaceae. Gene Ontology annotation, molecular function: oxidoreductase activity, acting on the CH-CH group of donors, NAD or NADP as acceptor.
AUGAUUAGGCACAUUUAUCUUCGUAUAAAUUCUUGCACAAAGUCUUAUCAAACAACUAAGAAAAAAGGAUAGAUAUAGUAUUAAACUCCCUAUAUCUGCAUUCUGCAAUUGAUAGAGCAAUAAAAAAUUGUGAUGGAUAAUGUUUCAGGUGCUUCUCUUGCUUCUACAAUGAAGGCUUGGAUUUAUGGUCAACAUGGAAAACCUGAGGAUGUUCUGAAACUGGACUCAAAUGUUGCAACACCCCAACUUUAUGAAGACCAAGUUCUUAUCAAGGUUGUUGCGUCAGGGCUGAAUCCAGUUGAUGCCAAGAGGAUGCUUGGGAUAUUCAUACAUGCCGAUUCUCCCUUUCCUACUGUUCCAGGAUAUGAUGUUGCUGUUGUGGUGGUGAAAGUGGGAAGCCAAGUUAAGAAUUUGAAGGUAGAAGAUGAAGUAUAUGGGAACAUUCAUGAGAAAGCCUUGGAUCACCCAAAACAAUAUGACACUUUAGCUGAGUACACAGCCGUUGAAGAGAUGCUGUUGGCUCUCAAACCAAAAAACCUGAGUUUUCAUGAAGCUGCUGCACUGCCUGUUGCCAUUGAAACUGCAUAUGAAGGACUUGAACGAUCUGGGUAUUCUUCUGGUAAAUCUAUUCUUGUCUUAGGAGGUGCUGGUGGGGUUGGCACCAUGGUUAUUCGGCUAGCCAAGCAUGUUUUUGGAGCAUCCAAAGUAGCUGCUACCUCAAGCACAGGAAAACUGGAAUUGUUGAAGAGCUUGGGUGCUGAUUUGGCAAUUGAUUACACCAAGGAAAACUUUGAAGAUCUUCCAGAGAAAUUUGAUUUAGUAUAUGAUUGCAUUGGGCAAUGUCAAAGGGCAGUGAAAGCAGUGAAAGGAAGUGGUCGUGUUGUGACAAUAGCAGGGGCUGUUACUGUACCCGCAUUCAAGUUCAUAGUCACUUCAAAUGGCGCUGUUCUAGAUAAACUGAAGCCUUUCCUGGAGAGUGGGAAAGUGAAGCCAAUUAUUGAACCCAAAGGCAUUUUUCCUUUCUCUCGAACUAUGGAAGCACUUAAUUAUAUAGAAACGGGAAGGGUUACAGGAAAAGUGGUCAUAUACCCAAUCCCAUGAAAAAAAAAAAAACUCCAUUUCCAGUAUGCCAUAUAGCCAUUAGAGUAUU